Messenger RNA from Patella vulgata (common limpet), 2121 nucleotides. RefSeq names its product transmembrane protein 237. Lineage: Eukaryota; Metazoa; Mollusca; Gastropoda; Patellidae. The record is from RefSeq and is a predicted model, not a curated record. The transcript is spliced from 5 exons. The coding region runs from base 38 to 1357 and encodes 439 amino acids. Gene Ontology annotation, cellular component: ciliary transition zone. Gene Ontology annotation, biological process: cilium assembly.
UUCCAAAACGUCUUGACAUUCCUUCACAACAAACAAUAUGACUGACAUUUCACAGGUGGAUGAGGGAGCAAGCCGAAGAAAGUUGCCUCCUCUUUCCCCUCGUGGAGAUAAGCCCACUGAAGACGGCACAAAGAAAGUGGUGAAAAAGAAGAAACCAAAAGCUACUAAUGAAUCGAUAGAGAAGGAUGAGCCUGCACAAGAUGGCGCACCCAGCAACAAGCCAACUAAACCAAAACGAAAAUCCAGACCACAAAGUUCUUCUCGGGGCGAAGGCGAAGAAAAAGAGACGAACGGUUCCGUAGUAAAUACUGAAGAAUCAUCUGCUCCUAAGAAGAAAAAACGAAAACCAAAGCCUAAAGAUGGAGACGAAGAAGCAGUUACCGACAGAAGUGUAACAGAAACAGGGGAGAAUGUAACUGGUAGUCAAGCCAGUUUAAUAGGAAAAGAAAAUGUUGACAAGGGGGAAACUCCCAAGAAAAAAGGCAAGAAAAAAAAGACGAAGAAAGGCAUUGAAAAAGAAGAAUUUGGUGACACAUUACUUGCAGCUGAUUUGACUUAUAUAGCGGAUGACGUGGUGGCAGAAAGACAAAAGGAAGAAGAUCGAAGUGAACCUCAUUUUAAAUCUUCAAAUAUUUUACGCAGUCAACCAACAGAAAAACUUUAUAUUGAAACAAAUCGUGGUUUUAAGGGUGAAAAUAAAUCGAAACUUGCCAAGAAAUGGGCAGAAGAGGAAGAAACGAAAGCUGAGGCAUAUGUGGAACCUUCGAGUAAAACAACCAUGGAAUUUGGUUUACAAACUCAUAAAGUGCUAAAAACUUUUUGCCUAUUUUUACAUGGCCUUCUGGCUGGUAUAGCACUGUGGCAUAUCAUUGUGGUGUAUAUAUUAAGUGUCCAUGAUAACACUGAUUUCUUGGAACACUAUCGCCCUCUAGCACUUCCUGUUCAGUGUAUGUUUUAUAUAUUGUUAGCACUGUGUACUGUCUCAGCUUGUGAUAGAUGUGAUGUUGGUAAUACCAGUGGUAGAUUUUUCCGUAAAGCUGUAUCUCUCCAAAAUACAGCUAUAGCCAUUUUAAUUUAUUUCCUGGCCUUAAUUCUUUCUCUCAGUAUCAUCUCUACAGAAGAUAAAAUAAAUCUGUUUAGUACAAAACCAGAAUUAUGGGAAAAUCCUCAGGAAUCUGAAAGUGAACUUUCAUUAUGGAAGACAUUGAAUACAGUUCGCGGUGUGGCCGUUAUACUAGGUUGGGUUGUUUUAGCCAUUGCACCAAACUCAGAUCGCCUUGGUGAUAAUCUUCGCGAAGGAGAUGACGAUGAAAUACUCGGAAAAGAUGUAGAGUUGUCAGGAAUAACUUCAGCUUAGUAUCAGUAUUAAUAUAGGCCUUAGGCCUUAUUUAUGAGACUCCCCAGCAGGACAUAUUAAUAUAGUAUAGCCAGGGCUGAAACCCUUAUUUAUUUAUACAGUUCAAAUUGUAGUACAUACAUAUAAAAUCUCCAGAAGGAGAUCUGUUAAUUAAAGUGUAAGUUGCUUCUGAUGUCAUUGACAUUAAAAGGAUUUUCAAAAGGAUGAAGGGGCUGAAAUAGUCUGCAGGCCUACUUAUGAGUAAACCAUUUAGAUAUUGACACUCCAGCAGUGUAUAGGCAUUAUUUAUGUAUCAACAUUCCAACAGGAGACAGGCCUUAUUUAUAUAUAGACACUCCAACAGGAGAUGUGGUAAUAUAGGCUUUAUUUAUAUACAUAAACGUGGGACAUUUAGUUUAGUGAGCGAAUGUCUUACUCAUUGAACCACCGUGGCUCCAGAUAAACAAAAGAAGCCUAUAUAUAUAUAGUACAAAUAAACCAGGUACCUUUAAAUGUUUUUAUUGGGUGUCAUCUAAAAAAAAACACCCAUUUUGUGGACCAUGUCCAUAGUUCCAGGGCAGUUAUUAGGUUACAUGGGUAUAUUUUAGGUAGUAAUACAGUAGGUUAUAUUAUAUAUGCUGUUACUAGAAUUAAUAUUUGUCCAAGGUUGUACAUUCGGAAUGAAUAUAUAUUUUAUAUAAUUUUGUUUUAAUGUACAUGGUGAUACUCUUAAUAAAACAGUAAUCCUGUAUAUCCGUCCAAAUAAAUUUGUAUGUAAAUUUUUA